Molecule: messenger RNA, 654 nt
Organism: Oppia nitens
Lineage: Eukaryota; Metazoa; Arthropoda; Arachnida; Sarcoptiformes; Oppiidae
Product: epoxide hydrolase 1-like
Exons: 2
Coding region: 1-588 (195 amino acids)
Biological process (GO): epoxide metabolic process
Molecular function (GO): epoxide hydrolase activity
Source: RefSeq, a predicted model, not a curated record
AUGUAUAUCGCACUAAUUCGCUAUAUUAUCGGUGCUUACAUUCCGUCACUAUUUUUGACAACCGAUGAAUAUUCACUGAUGUAUCCGUUUUGGGAGAAAUUUACGUUUUUGUUACGUGAAUCGGGAUAUAUGCACAUCCAGUCUACAAAACCCGAUUCAGUUGGUACAGCACUAACAGACAGUCCAGUAGGUCUAUGCGCUUAUAUAUUGGAAAAGUUUUCCACGUGGACUAAUCCAGACAAUACUACCAAACAAAACGGUGGUCUCGAAGAAAAAUUUAAAUUAGACGACUUGUUGACUAAUAUUAGCGUCUAUUGGUUGACAGGAAAUAUAACCUCAUCCCUGCGUUACUAUAAGGAAUCGUUCGGCAAUACACCCAGCGGUAAAAUUUUGGUGCCGACAGCUGUGGCCGAUUUUCCACACGAAUUGGCCCGAAUGCCCGAAAAAUGGUUGCGCGAAACAAUGUUACCACAAUUGACUCAAUACACCCGAAUGCCGAGUGGCGGACAUUUCGGUGCAUUUGAAUUACCAAAACAGUUGUCGGAUGACAUAAAAAGUUUUGUCCGUUUGAUUAUCAAUAGAGAAUAAACAACAAAUAGAUAUAAUGUUAUUAUUAAUAAUUCAUAUAAACAUUUUAAGUUAAUAAAAAAUUUA